UCUUUCUUCUUUGACAGCUGUGGCAACUGUGUCCGUUGAAAUUCCAUGGCCUACGUCCUGUUAAAACUAAUAAUGCAUGAGGCUGUCGGCAGCAUAAGAACAGUGAGAGAGGCCUCCAUAGCUGUUUCUUAUUCUUCUACUUUCUUCAUUGAAGUUGAAAAUCCAAAACAUGAGCAACGAAGAACUGUCUUAUGACUUUUCUCCAAUGAUCAAAGUAUACAAAGACGGUCGAGUCGAGAGACUCCUAGGCACAGCCACAGUUCCUCCAUCAACACAACCCGAAACCGGAGUGCAAUCCAAAGACAUUGUCAUCUCCCAACAACCAGCAAUAUCUGUAAGGCUCUACAUCCCCAAAUCCGCUGCCACCAAACUCCCUCUUCUUGUUUACUUUCACGGCGGUGGCUUCUGCAUCCAAAGCGCCUCCUCCCCCACGUAUCACAACUACCUUAAUUCCUUAGUCUCCGAGGUCAAUGUUGUUGCCGUCUCUGUUGAGUACAGGCUUGCCCCGGAGCACCCAAUCCCAGCUGCCUACGACGAUUCAUGGGCUGCUCUCAAAUGGGUGGCUUCCCAUUUUGAUGGAAAGCGAAAAGGCGGUGAAGAAGAAGAUGAAGAUUGGAUAACUAGCUAUGCGGAUUCGCAGCGCGUGUUCUUCAUGAGUUAGCCUAUGAGGUCUGUCCAAAGAUCGAGCUCGGAAGGGAUUGAAGAAUUUACAGAGUUGAAUGAAAGAUCAAGGUACCGGAGCUCCAUGAGUUAGCCUAUAGAGGGUGGAAUUUUCCCUCCCAGAGAAUUCACACUCAGGUCAAUAAAUUGAAGACCAUAAAUUAUACAUAUACUUCACAACGUAAAAAUACUGUUCAUAACAGUGAACUACCGAAAUUUUCCUCCAAUUACUCUUUGGAGCUCUAUUUUUUCCGUUUCUAUACAGCGAAGUGGCGGAUUUACCCUUUUUGGCCACGCGUUUCAUUUGUGCUGUUCAGCCUUCCCAUUCUCUUCCCUCAUCGGUACCCACGUGUCCGUUAGCUUCUAAGCAAUGUCGACAUGUUAAUCUGAUUCCAACAGUUAUCCACCCGCUCUUUUCGUUUUUGGUGGGGAAGGUGCUCGACGGCUCUUCCAUUUUCUUCCGUCACUUUUCCUUUUCUCUUCCUCUGUUUUUGUGUGCUUUUCUCCCUGCAUCAAUCCUAGGUGUUUCCCUGCUUCUCUCCACCUCCUCCUCCGCCCAAGAACCACUAGUCAGUCUGGUUUCUCUGGCUUUUUCAGAUGGUGCCCAAGAUUUCGUCAUGGAGGUCAUGAAUGAUGAAUGAUGAAUGAUGAAUCAGUAGCUUUAUUAUGAGAUUUGAUGACAAAGAUGAAAUCUUUGAGCUUGCUUUUUAUUUAUAUUUUUUUGGGUAGUAUUGAUGUGAUAUCAGUAGCUUUCUGAUGAGAUUUGAUGACAAAGAUGAAAUCUUUGAGCAGCGUGGGGGUUAAGUGUGGUUUUUCGAUGCUUUUUUUUAGCUUUGAUUGCAGAGCUUUACCAUUUACUGUGGUGGACAAAGAGGUUUACCAACAGAGAGAUUGAGGAAAUAAAAUGUUUAUGCAUAUUAUUAUGAAUUUUAAUAUAUUUUCAUUUAUUAAAAAUAGAGAUUAAUUGUAAAUAUAAUACCUACAAUAUUUAACAUAGCUUUUUUCCCAAUGUUAUUUUCCAACGCCUAACGUUUGCUUUUGUUUAUGCGCUUGAUUGAAGUGUUAUUUCAUUUUUUAACGCUUUUAAUUGAUUCAUGUUUAUGUUUGAAUCAGUAAAGAAACGUUGCUAAUGUUGUACCUGUGACAAUGCAACGUUGAUAUGCUUUUGUGCUAAUUUGGCUUCAGUUAUUUGUUUCUGCUGCUGAUCGGCUGUCAUCACACUAUAAACUUGGUUGCAUGGCAAGUUGGAAAUGCACAAAAAUUUGACUGCGUCUUAUAGAAUUGCAAGAGAAGGUCAUCUCCAUUUCGUGCAAAAUCAGACUUAUUUCUGCACACAAAAACACUAGGUAAACACUCUUUAUCCUUAGUUUGUUCAUGAUAUAAUUCUACUAUAUAAAUUUAUUUCACUUUUUUUCCCCUUGCCUGGGAUGCUUCCUUAAUGACCAACAUAGCAAAGGACAACUUUUAGUGUUGCAGUAAACAACAUUUCCCAUUAAUAUUUUUGGACAGGAA
This is a messenger RNA of Pyrus x bretschneideri (Chinese white pear), 2172 nucleotides long. RefSeq names its product probable carboxylesterase 12. The record is from RefSeq and is a predicted model, not a curated record. Bases 170 to 661 code for a protein of 163 amino acids. NCBI's taxonomy places the organism in Eukaryota, Viridiplantae, Streptophyta, Magnoliopsida, Rosales, Rosaceae. The transcript has 3 exons. Gene Ontology annotation, molecular function: hydrolase activity.